Prorocentrum cordatum is the source of this 2059-nucleotide messenger RNA. The record is from the annotation of a GenBank genome assembly. NCBI's taxonomy places the organism in Eukaryota, Dinophyceae, Prorocentrales, Prorocentraceae.
CCAGGGCCCACGCAUCGAAAAAAUUGGAGCGGCCAGAUGCCUGGGCAGAAGCAUGGUCGCUCCGCCUUUUCCUCAUCCUGGCUCAAGGCAGCGCCCCCACUCUUCUGCAGAGUCCGGCCAGCGAUCGCCGGGUUCUGUGGGGCUUGCAGCAGGCAUCCCGCCGGCCCCCGCAGGCGCUCGGGCCGCCGCAGCCCGACCGAUGCCCGGCAGAUGCCGCCGCUGGACUGGACGGACAUCGUGGAAGCGGCCGCCCUCUGCCCUUCGCCGAGCACGCCGGCACGCGGACAGACUUCGGCCGCCCUCUGCUGGAGCGACCUGGUCGACUUCGAGGUCGCAGUCCUUCUUCACGUCCUGUCCCUGCUCCUCUGGGCGCCCAUGUGCCAGCUGCGCACGUGCAACAAGGCUGCAGCCGCCGCAUUCGAGCUGUGGACAGCGCAGCCAGUCGAGAACGUUGAGUUCAGCUGGGUGCGCAUUCACGAGAGGUUCCAGAAGGACUGCCUGCGCUUCCUGUCGCACCACUGCCGCAACGCGAGGCGGCUCGCCGUGUGGGAGACGGCCCACCUCGGCGAGCGGCUGCUGCUGCGGCUGGUCUGCGGCAUGCGGCUCCUGGAGCGGUUGGAGGUGAACGCCUCGCCGUUCGGGGGAGCAUUUCCUGACCCGCAGCACCUGUUCGACCGCCUGGCGCGCUACUGCCCGAGGCUCCAGCACCUGCACAUCACCUUCAACCACGAGGCGCCCGCGGAGCACCACACGCUGGAGGUCGGGGCGCUCGCGCGCCUCUGCCGCCGGCUGCUGACGCUCGACUUGGGCGGGGUGGCCGUGCGCAUAGCCGGCGGCUCGCGCACGAUCGCCGCCUGCUGUCCGCAGCUCGAGAAGCUCUCCGCCCAGCUGUGCCAGGAAAGGCACGAGCUGGACAUUGUCGACCCGGAGGAGCUCGCCAAAGGCUGCCUGCAGCUGCAAGAGCUCGACGUGGCACCGAUCGAGUGGGACGACGGAGUCCUCAAGCGGCUCGCCCAGCACGGGUCGCAGCUCCAGAGUUUGGCCCUACGGCACGUGGUCCGGGACGCCUCUCUCGAGUUCUUGGCGCCCCUGUUGGAGACGCGGAGAUGCAUCGUGCGACUGCACCUGGCGCUGCACGCGCGCUCGGACCUCCAGCGGGCCUCGCGCUGGCUGCACGAUGCGGCCCAGCUACCAGGCCUGCGUUCGCUUUGUCUCGACUACGCCGCACCCAUGCAGCUGAGGCAGGUCGCGGAGAUCCUGGACCAAGGCGGGCGCGGCCGUGGCCUCGUGUCGCUCGUCAUGCACGGCUGCCACGGCGUGAGCGACCAGGCCGUCUCGCAGCUCAUCGACGCCUGCCCGCGGCUGGAGCAGCUGCGCCUCUUCCCAGACUCCUGGAGAGCUCCAGGGGAGGUCAGCGACGCUGGGCUGGACGAGAUCGCAGGCCGGUUGCCGCGGUUGCGCGGCCUGGCGGUCAGCUCGGGGGCGGCGCUCCUGGCGGCGCCGUCGGGCGAGCCGCGGCCGCUCCGGCUGCGCUGCCUGUCGCUCUUCGCGCCCCUCGGAGACUCGGCGUGCCUGGCCGUGGGCGCCUGGCGCGGCGUCCGCCACCUGUGGCUCGGCCCCCACAAGCUGAUGCAGGCCGGCGCAGGCUCGGAUUGCUCCAUCACAGACCAGGGCUUGGCUUUCAUCUCGCACGCUUGCGGCCAGCUCGUGGAGCUCACCGUGGCCUCUCAGCGCGUCACGGACGUCGGCGCCCGCGGCGUGCUGUCGCGCUGCCGGGAGCUGCGGGUCCUGCGGCUGGGCGGCGGCGGCGUCACGGACGACACGCUGGAGCUGCUGCGAGGCCUCGCACAGCCUCGCCUCGAGAGGCUCAAGCUGUGGCUCUCGGGCGUCACCCCGGCGGGGCUGAGGAGGGCGCAGCUGCUGAUGCCGUGGACGCGCUUCGACAUUGAGGUGACCGAUCGGACAUGACUCCGCCGCCCGAGGGCAACGGAAAUCACUCGGAGUCCUUGUGCAGCGAGCGCCCGUGCCCCAUUCAUUCACACAGCCCGCGCAAGCAGAC